This is a messenger RNA of Balaenoptera musculus (blue whale), 2645 nucleotides long. It is a transcript of the gene BIRC5, whose product is annotated as baculoviral IAP repeat containing 5. The record is from RefSeq and is a predicted model, not a curated record. The coding region runs from base 73 to 501 and encodes 142 amino acids. The transcript is spliced from 4 exons. Lineage: Eukaryota; Metazoa; Chordata; Mammalia; Artiodactyla; Balaenopteridae.
GCGUUCCCGACAUGCCCCGCGGCGGCCGACAACCGCCGGAUUUGAAUCGCGGCACCGCUCGGCGGCGGCGGGAUGAGUACCCCGUCGUUGCCCCCGGCCUGGCAGCUCUACCUCAAGGACCACCGCAUCUCCACAUUUAAGAACUGGCCCUUCUUGGAGGGCUGCGCCUGCACCCCGGAGCGAAUGGCCGCGGCCGGCUUCAUCCACUGUCCCACUGAGAACGAGCCCGACUUGGCUCAGUGUUUCUUCUGCUUCAAGGAGUUGGAAGGCUGGGAGCCAGAUGACGACCCUAUAGAAGAACAUAAAAAGCAUUCAUCUGGUUGUGCUUUCCUUUCUGUCAAGAAGCAGUUUGAAGAAUUAACCCUCAGCGAAUUUUUAAAACUGGAUAAAGAAAGAGCCAAGAACAAAAUUGCAAAGGAAACCAACAAUAAGCAGAAAGAAUUUGAAGAAACUGCAAAGAAAGUCCGCUGUGCCAUUGAGCAGCUGGCUGCCUCGGAGUGACGCCACCCCCACCGUCACUGCCCCACAGGGACACACACACAUCCUUUCCAAGGCACAGCCCUCAGCGUUACCAGCUUUCCUCUGGGGCCUCUUAACUGUGCCUUAGGAAAGGAGAACAUCAGCAUUUUGAAAUUAGAAUAUUUACCUGUAUUUUUGGGUUUUUUCUUGAAGGCGGUGCCAGGGGCUAUUGCUGUUGUACAGCUGGUGCUAAGUACAGUGACGGAUUCUCUCUUUUCUCUCUGGUAGUUUUUGCUUUAUUGAUUCCUGGACUUAGCAGGGUGAGGGGAGAAGUUCGUCCACGUGGGUAGAGCCCUUUUACAGUGACCUGUCUGGGCUUCACACUGACGACUGGCUGUCCAGCUGAGAUGUGAUGCGUGAACGCGAUCAUUGGUCCAUUGUGACUGGACAAACAGGAUUAAGGAUGCCAUUUUAAAUUUCAUUUGCGUAAUAAUCUCCAUUUAUUGUGUGCACUUCUCAUGUUCCAGGUGCUCUGUAUUAUCUCACGUUGACGUCUGCAGGUCCUGUGACCAUACCUUUUUACCCCAUCAGGUCUGUGGUGUCUCAGCGGCUCCCUUCCUCCCAGGUGGAUUGUACAGACCCAUCCCUGCCACGCCUCUGAAAGUGCCCUGUGUGUGAGGCGUUCCUCGCCAUCCCAUCUUGUGAUUUUCAGGUUUACAAGGGGGAGCUAUGGGAUUAGAUCCCAGACUCUGCCUCUGGACUUGAUCUGUGUAAGAGCCCUUUGCAUGACUGUAGCAUGAGCGGCUAGGGGGGUGGAGGGGAUGCAGAAGGACUGAUGUCUUGAGAGUAGAGCUGGCCUCUUGCUUUUGAGGUCAGCUGAAGAUACUUCUUCACCUCCAGUGGCACAUGGAAAGUUUGCAACAUUUCUCUGUAGUAGACGAGGAGAAGGUUGUCCUUUGUGCCAGACAAGGAACUUUCCAGAAGCCUGGCUCACUGCUUCUUCCUCUUUAGUUAGCAGGGCACACAGAGGGGAUUCUUCCUGGGAAGUUUUGCUGUGGACCAGCUGUCAUCCAUGGACACAGCAGGCAGGGGUGGGAUGUAAAAUCCAAGGAAGGAGUUCCUGUUCUUAAUAUUUCUAAUACUCUUCAAAUAGCUACUUCCCAUUAAUGAUGUGGAUUAGGCAGCUGAUAAUUCCGCUGUCUUUCUAAUGUGAAUCUUCCUAAAGGAAUAAAUUAAUUUAAAAAGUGGAUUGGAAAACCUCUUUGGGGGAAACUUCUUAAAAAAAUAGAUGAGUCAUAUAUGUUGUUUGCAGUCUUGCAAGAUUACAAAUUCAGUGAUAUUUGAGUUUCAACACCAGCACGGAGUAAGCAGAGAGUUGGGGCAGUUGUAAAAAAGGCAUGUGGGACACCCACUCCGGCCCUAACUGUGCCCUCUAACGGUGUGCUUGCCUUGUGGGCUUGGGACUGGCACCUGUUGAAUUGGAGCUGCAGUUUCCUCACCAGUAAUGUGGGGAUCGUAGAACCUUGUUGCCUCAGCUGGCUUUUUUUAUUUUAGCAACAUGGUUUUCAUUUGAGGAGGAGAGGAAUUGAGACAAAGCCCUCAGCCCCUCCUAAGAUUCUGCAGUGUUGUUUUCUUUUUUUUGUUUGAAUUAUUAUUUCACAGAACAGGACAAACUACAAUUAAAAGUAAGCACAGAGCCUUUCUUAGUCAUUGGGGACACCAGUGUGAAUUUUAGAUGGAUUUGGAGACAAGGUAAAGUAGCAGGAGCUAUCUAGCAGAAACUGUCGUUAUGAAACGGCUGCACAGUUAGCCAGCCCGAGUGAGCUGGAGGGCGCCCACUGGCUGCUCCUCCCCAGGACGACGCGGUGGCCUGAAGCCCUUCUAAGUGACCUGGCUCGGAGCUGUGGAGACUUGGUGGGCUGCUGCAGGCGGUCUGUCAGCCCUGAAUGGCUGUGUCUCCAUUGCUCCACGUCGGUGCCACAUUCUCCACAUCACCACCUCCGCACGGGUACCCUGCUCUCCUCCCCGAGGCCGGCUCACGCAGGGCUGAGGCCUGAUGUUAAGAUGGUAGAUUUGAUUUCAUCCUCCUUCAUGAAGCUAAGCUGCAGGGUGGAUUGUUACUGUCCUAUUGGAAACCUCUGGGGCUCAUCUUGGUAGUGGCCGAAGAAUAAAAACUAUUUCAUUUC